Molecule: messenger RNA, 1825 nt
Organism: Vigna umbellata (rice bean)
Lineage: Eukaryota; Viridiplantae; Streptophyta; Magnoliopsida; Fabales; Fabaceae
Product: Protein phosphatase 2C family protein
Biological process (GO): protein dephosphorylation
Molecular function (GO): protein serine/threonine phosphatase activity; cation binding
Source: RefSeq, a predicted model, not a curated record
AUGAUAAUAGAAAAUUGAUGAUAGAUUGCAAGAGGUUGGAGUUGCACAAGGCCAUGUAUCCGGUCAACUGGUAACACAAAUGGCAGCAGAAGAAGCCACAUGUCACUUCCUUUCAAGCGCUACAAUGGCGACCGCAAAACUUGCAUUUGCCAAUCACUUUAUAUAUACUCAUCUCAACGGUUUCCCCUUCUCUCUCAUAUCCAUUUAUAACUAUAUUGGUCUUCGUUUUUCUACUCUUAAUCUUCUCUCUUUGCCACAACCAUUUCUUCCUUUCUCUGCACGCUACCCCUUCACUUGAGUUUUUCUUUUUUGCUUCGAUCAAGUGUCUGCCACGUUUCCAAUAGCUGUCUCUGCCUGUCUGAUCUUCUGGGGUCGUUUAAAAAUGGCUUCUUUCUCGUGUGUGGCGUUUGUUUGAAUGGUUUUGCAGAAGCUUCUGGUAUAAGGGAUAAAUAACAUAAAUAAAUGAAAAAUCAAAUUUUUAAGCUUUUUGUUUGGUUGUGGUUGUGAUUGAUUGGUGGAUCGUGAUAUGGGACAAGGACAUGUUGCACGUGUGAGGAAGAUACAAUGAGUGGUGUUGGUGGUGGAUGCCCCUGCCCCAGGGGUAUUAGUGAUGGUGCCAUGGAGGAUCUGAAUGGGGAUACGGUGGGGAAUUUGAAUCAGAAUGCAGCGAAGCCUCCGAGAGACCAUUCUGUUAUGCGACAUUUCAGCAGCUCUUCUUGGUCUGCAGAGCCGGAAUCAAAUAUUAAUAUUAUUGGACUUAAAUCAAGCACAGAAAAAAAAUCAGACUUUCCACUUGAAAUUCGAUCUGGAAGCUAUUCCGAUAAAGGACCAAAGCAGUACAUGGAGGAUGAAUUCAUAUGCAUUGAUACUCUUAGUGAAUGUGACGGUCUAGGAGCAAACCUUCCUUCUCCUGCAGCAUUUUAUGGGGUAUUUGAUGGACAUGGUGGCGUUGAUGCAGCAGCAUUCACGAGAAAGAACAUCCUCAAGUUUAUAGUUGAAGAUGCUCAUUUCCCAUCUAGCAUUAAGAAAGCAAUUAAGAGUGCAUUUGUGAAGGCUGAUCUUGCUUUUAGAGAUGCCAGUUCUCUUGAUAGCUCUUCAGGCACCACCGCUCUGAUAGCCCUUAUGUUGGGAAGUUCCAUGCUGAUUGCCAAUGCAGGAGAUUCUCGUGCUGUGUUGGGCAAACGGGGCAGAGCAGUUGAACUUUCCAAAGACCAUAAACCAAAUUGCACUUCUGAAAGAUUAAGAAUUGAAAAACUUGGUGGAGUGAUCUACGAUGGAUACCUCAACGGCCAACUAUCAGUGGCUCGGGCUCUUGGAGAUUGGCACAUAAAAGGAAGCAAAGGUUCUAAGAGUCCUCUAAGCUCGGAGCCGGAGCUGGAGGAGAUCGUGCUGACCGAAGAAGAUGAGUUUUUGAUAAUGGGCUGUGAUGGAUUGUGGGAUGUGAUGAGCAGCCAGUGCGCUGUGACAAUGGUGAGGAGGGAGAUGAUGCAGCAUAAUGAUCCCAACAAAUGUGCAAAAGUACUUGUUACUGAGGCCCUCCAACGCAACACUUGUGACAACCUCACAGUUGUGAUUGUGAGUUUCUCCAAAGAUCCACCUCCUAAAAUUGAAAUUCCUAGAUCAUGUAGGAGGAGGAGUAUUUCUGCUGAGGGCCUUGAUCUUCUCAAGGGUGUUUUGAAUGGUAGAUGAAUAAAUGAAGUUGCUGAUUUGUACAGAUUAUUGAGUAGGGUGUUCUUCAGUGGGGAUUUUUCUGAGUAACUGCUACCCCUGCUGCACUUGAACAUUGUUGUUUGCUUAAAUGUCAAUAAUAAUGAUUUGUAUUUUC